GAGAGCAGAGCAGGAGCGUUGCAUGUACGUCCUGGAAACAGCGAAAGCGGCAAGGGCUGGAGACCGAGAGAGGGGCCUACAGAAAAUGACGGAGUACAAGCUUGUUGUUGUGGGCGCUGGUGGCGUAGGCAAGAGCGCUUUGACGAUACAGCUUAUUCAGAAUCAUUUUGUAGAUGAAUACGAUCCUACAAUAGAGGAUUCCUACCGAAAACAAGUCGUGAUAGAUGGCGAGACCUGUCUUCUGGACAUUCUGGACACCGCGGGUCAGGAAGAGUACAGCGCCAUGCGAGACCAGUAUAUGAGGACGGGCGAGGGCUUUUUAUGCGUAUUUGCUAUAAAUAACACAAAAUCUUUCGAAGACAUUCAUCAUUAUAGGGAACAAAUAAAAAGAGUGAAAGAUUCGGAAGAUGUCCCCAUGGUGCUCGUAGGAAAUAAAUGUGACCUGCCUUCCAGAACCGUAGACACAAAGCAAGCACAGGAUUUAGCAAGAAGUUAUGGAAUCCCUUUCAUCGAAACCUCUGCAAAAACGAGACAGGGUGUCGAUGACGCCUUCUAUACAUUAGUCCGGGAAAUCCGAAAGCACAAAGAGAAGAUGAGCAAAGACGGCAAAAAGAAGAAAAAGAAGUCAAAGACAAAGUGCACAAUUAUGUAAAUGAAAUCUCUCCUUUGUUCUCGAGGUGUAUGUUGGAAAACGUGAUUAUUAUUAUUUUUUUGUACCAUUACACUAAAUUAUUAGCACACACGUUUUUUUUGCGUUUCGGUUAAAACCUUCCUCUCCGCUUUCUGCUGGCCUUCUUUUCUGGACGCUUGCUUUGAAAUGACAGUGGAAGCUCUUCUUCUAAAGUGCCAAAAAAAAAAAUCUUGGGAGGGUUGAGCCGAGCGACGCCCUGUGAAAAACAAAAUACUGUAGAAUCUCCAGCCCACCCCCUUUUAGGCAUAGGCUGGUGCAUGGAAAACUUGCAAUGUCCUCUAUCUUCUGUUUUGUCUCCCGGUUGCGAGCUCAAGGACCAGCCUUGCUACUGGUUGGACCCAGACUACCAGUUUUCAGGACUGGAGGAGACUUUACGGAUCAGGCCAAAGGGGAGAUAGCCUCCGAUGCAAAGGGGGACAGACAGUGAUAGUAGCUGGAAUGCAAGUUUGGAUGGGCUGCUUUGGACUACGGCUUCCAGAUUAAUUGAGCUGAAGAUACUGCAAACAUCAGCAGUACUUCAGAACCCAAAGGCUGAGCUUAGGGAAGAUGAUGGUUGCACGAAAGAUGUGGGACGGAAGCUCUUUGGGUGAAUGGAGGAAUUUCCAGGGCCAGUUGAGAUGAGCGUAGGGCCAGACUAGAAUAGGAAGGGAGACGGUCUUGAUAGUGACCUUAAAGCUUAAGCAGUCCCUAGAACAAGGGAAAAGUUUCUUUCUGGGACUACAUGCGGUUGAAGCUAUAGUCCAGGCUCUGAUAAAGGCACCAUCCUAAUAUUGCCAGCUUAAUUCCCACUGCCUUUUGUGAUGUGGUUCAGUUAGAAGGAUUAAUCAAGAGUGGAAACACCAGGUGGCAUUUUAAAAAGAAAUGUAAGUUCAGCUCAUUGCCGUGUUGAUCCACUCGAAGACUUUUUCUUUUCUUGCUCGCUCGUAAGUCACAUUUUCUUGUUGCAUUUCCAAUCAACCUGAACGAAUGUUUUGAAAAGAAGGGUGGGGGGUGGAAAGGAAGCCCCAAGGACUUUUCACAAAGAUGAUUCACUCUUAAAGUGACUAUUUUUUUCUAUUAAAAUUAAAAAUGUUAAAAGAAAGAAAUGAAGAAAAAUUUCUAAUUGGAUUGGUUUUUCGUAACGAGCUCCUUCUUAUUCUCAUCUUGUGCCGACAAGCCGUUUCCAACGGACGGGCAACCCUCAUAGGGUUUUCCAGGCAUGCAGAAUAUAGUUGACCAGUCCCCUCUUUCUGAUGGUGCUCUGGGAUGUGUGCCAGUGUGCCCAGGGUCGUACAGGUGGCAGAGUACACAACCACCACCCAUCCACCACUUGUGCUUCAAGUCAUCUUGGCCAACAUCCCUUUCAGGAGGCAUAAAGGGGGAUUUGAACUGCUAGCCCCCCGACUCUGCAGCGAAGGCACUCGUAACACUGUGCCUCCUAGAGUGGGGCUACGCUGGCAUAAUGGCUUGGUUUGGAAAAAAGCCACUGGGCACACAUGGUCUCGGAGGGAACGUCGUCUGCCAACCCAACUGGAACCAAUUGGAGCUACACUGUAGUUUGGUGCUGUUGUGCAAAUCUGUGCAUUUGAAUGGGACAAACACGGAAGGAGUUCCCUGUGGAUUUAUGCCCCCUGGUUGCUCUUUCCUGUCAGGCAGCUUUCCACGGUCUGUUCCCUCACAGAGGUUCAUUCCCAUGGGAGUGAAAGCUUUUUACUAUGCAUGUCCUCGUUUCUAGAGCAACGCUCCCUCCCUCCUUUCCAUCCUGCGGUACCAUGCAGUAUAUCUUGACACUCAUUUUAUUUUGAGGUGGAGGCCUUUUUUUGUAGUUUUAAGAAUAGUUUUUGCCUUGCCCUUCUGACGACCGCAUUGUACGUUGUUUUCCACUGGAAUCACAGUACCUGCAUGACUAAAUGCCUGCAGUUCAUCUUCACUGACUUUCACCAGCUUUUACUGGGUGUGUGUGUGUAGGGGGGGGAUUUCAUCUCCCAUUAGCCACCAGGGCAUACUGGUUGAGGGAUCCUGGGAACUGUCAUCCAAACAGGAGUUUUCCAAAGCUCUGGGCACACUCUUCAUGUACUUCUGUCUCUGCUUUUCCUCACUCUGUUCACCAUCUUUAUCGAGCACUAUUUUACCUCAGAAAGGUGGGUAUGGGGCCGAACGCUAGUUAAUGCUGUGGAAUCUCAAUGUACCACUAAGAGGGAAAAAAACAUCUUUAAGGUUAGUCAUGUUUUCUUGUAAGAAACCACAAUAUGCAGAAGUCUUUUGUUCUUCUCAGCUUCCUGUUUAUUUUUAUUGAAAUUAAGUUUUCAUUUCUAUAAUAAUUUGGAAGGAUGCUGUUGUCUUAUUUCUCAAUCAGAUUUUUAAAAAAUCUCUUAAAGUCAGAUUUUUAAUCUGAUUGAAACAGGUCAGUUUGUCAUUGGGAAGCAUUUAUUUUAAGUCAGGACCCCCUUAAGGAACAGAUUUUGGCGAUAACUAAUCUGGAGAUCCUCUAAAAACCAAAAUCUUUGAAAACGUGGUCAGUGUCGGUCUCUCUUCCAAGAUGAAUUGCUCAAAGCAUGUAUGGGAGGGCAUGCCUGAGAAAUGCAUGCAAUAAUGGGGCCUGAGGCGAUCUCUUAAUUUUCCAAACCCUUUUCUCACUGGGAACAUGGUCAAAGGAAAGCAAGGAUUGAAAAACGAAGAUGGUCCAACUCCUGCUUUCUUACUUUAUGCUGGUGUUAAGUACAGUGGUGUGAACUGCAGACUUGCUGCUAGUUAACCAGUCAUUGCUUGUAUCUCUUGUCUUGCACCAAAUCAUGUGGCUCGCACAUGUCGAAUAUAAGCAGCAAUGGUUCAUUAACUAGUGGCUAUCCGCUGCUAUGAUUUAUGGCAUUGCAUUUAGCUGGUGUAAUUAAUUAACAGGAUCCUGGCUGAUGUUUCAGCAGGAUUUGCAUGGAAAUCAGGCUGUAACCAACCGGUGAUGGCAGGUAGCAGCCUAAAUCUUGAUCUUGUCUGGGGAUGAUGGGAGUUGCAAUUCAGCGACAUAUGGAGGGCCCCCCCCGGGUUGGCCCGUUUCGCGGUUGGCACUACAAAACUAUAACCAAAGCUUGGGGGGGGGAAUUACUUGGUGGGCUAAAAUUCGCAGACUCCUCUAGCCAUUUGGACAGGGGAUCCUGGGACUUGCAGUCCAAACGGUUACUUCCCCAAGUUCUUAGUUUGUUUGAAGCAAAUAAAACUUUUAAGAGAUUUGAUCUGUUCACAGUGCUGUGCCAAAAAAAACA
Pogona vitticeps (central bearded dragon) is the source of this 3927-nucleotide messenger RNA. RefSeq names its product KRAS proto-oncogene, GTPase (gene KRAS). Gene Ontology annotation, cellular component: membrane. Gene Ontology annotation, biological process: signal transduction. The record is from RefSeq and is a predicted model, not a curated record. Lineage: Eukaryota; Metazoa; Chordata; Lepidosauria; Squamata; Agamidae. Gene Ontology annotation, molecular function: GTP binding; GTPase activity.